Messenger RNA from Stylonychia lemnae, 4044 nucleotides. NCBI's taxonomy places the organism in Eukaryota, Ciliophora, Spirotrichea, Sporadotrichida, Oxytrichidae. The record is from the annotation of a GenBank genome assembly.
AUGUCAAAUAACUUACCUCAGUCAUUUAGAGAAGACCCACCUAAGCAAGACUUUUAAGUAUUCUAACAGAAACUUGAAAUGUACCAAGGCUUGUUUCAAAGCGAUGAAGAAUCUGAUUAAAGAAAUCCAACCAAAAGUGCAUAGAUUCAGCCAAAUUAAUCACAUUCUCGAUUUGAUCAAAAUAAAUUAGCAAUAUAAUAGUAGCUUUAGCAACAUAUUGAUAACCAGAGGUCUAACAAUAGAUUUAACUAAAACAGAGAUGAUUCAUUUAGAGGAAAGUUCAAUACUUAACAAAGAUUUGAGGAUAAUCAGGGCAGACUAAGUUCACAGAAUAGAGAUAUUGUUGGCAAUGAAAGAAAUAGCAAUAGUAGAUAGAGACAAUUUGAAUCUGAAAUAAGAAUUUAAGACAGGAGAGAAGAAAUUAUUUCCUAGCAUAAUUAAGAUAAUAUUUAACCAAGUGGCUCAAAAUUAGGAGACAGACUUAAAUCUGCAAAAAGACAUUAUGAAAGAGAAGACUAUGACUAUAUUAGAUAGGUGUGCAAAAAAGCUUAGACUAUCAAACAGGAUAGAGAGCUAUAAGAGAGAGAAGAUAGAAGAAUAUAGAGAAAAAGAGAAGAAUAGCAAAUGCAGAUUUAAAAAGUGCAGGGAAUGAAAUUGAAUCAGUAAAAAUCUGUUGAUCAAAGAAUUAUGGAGGCCAAAAGAAUAGCAGAGUUUUUCUACCUGCUGAAUGAAACUAAUUGGUGCAAAUUUGAAGAUACAUUCUAUAUUAUGAACAGAAGAUGGUUUGAUAGGUGGAAGGACUACAUUUCUUACGAUUAUAUAAUGAGAUUUCUAAUAGAGUAGGAGAUCUCCAAUUUGCUUUUAUUAUUGGACAAAAAGGAUCAUCUUCAAAAUAAAUUAUAGUUGGGAGGUAAAAUAAACUACUGUAACACUCCUUUGAAAAAUGGACUUACUCAAGAGAAAGAUUUCUUCUUAGUUAGUGAAAGUAUAUGGAAAUUCCUGUCCUCAAGAUAUAAAGGCGAAGAAAUAUUGAGAUAUGCAAUUUACAAAAAUCAGGCAGGAGUUCUUGACAGAUAACCUUACUUGCCAACGGUAAAUAGAAUAAAAUUUUAUAUUAAUAGAUCUAAGUUUGUCUUGUUCUAAGAGAUGAAGCAAUAAGAUAUCCCAAGUGGCUAAUCUUACCCAGGAAAACUACGUUUGAACAAAUAAAGUGGAUACUUAAAGAUGCCUUCGUCUGGCUAAAGGAAUAUUUGGAUGAGGAAAUUAGACUUUGGAGAUUACAUCCUGAACUUAGAGACAUAGAUUUCAUUGAUUAAUUUAACUAAUAACUUUCCUCUAAAUAGAGAGACAUUGUUUGUUGAAGUCAGAAAGAUAAAAACUAUCUGGCUAUUCGACUUAGAUUUUAAAGAUAAUAAGGCGUUUGAUGAAGGAUCGGUUAAUAUAGAUAAGCAUCUAGUACUUUACUAACCUCUAUUACAAGAUGAGAACUGGCAGUCUAAUUACACUUUGUAUUAUAAGUAUCACAACAACACUCAAAGAGAUUAUUGGGAUAUAAGUUACACGACAACAGAUCUUUAUUAGCAAUUCAAGUAGUAACUUAACAUAAAUGAGAUCUCUUAAAGUAAAGUGGAAGAGUAAAAAGCCCUAAAAUAUGAAGAUCCCAUAUAGAAUAAUUAAAACUCUAAGAUUCCCCAGGUGAAACUAGAAGAUAAAAUUAAAAAUGAAUAAAAAGAGGACCAAAGUGAAGAACUUAAAAGUAAAGUUGUAGUUGAAUUGAAGCACUAGCUUAGAUGCACAUCUGUAAAUAAUGUUAAGAUGUUCAUUAUUGCUCAUUGCAAUGCCUCACUUGAGAUUAGAGGUUUCAUGAGUAUGAUUUAGCAGGAUCAAUCAUAAGCGAGCAGCAUAAAAGUAGUUAGUGAUGAAGAAAUGAGCUAAACAGAUCACGAAGGGGAAGACUCAAGUAGUAGUGAUGAAUUUAGUUCUGAUGAAGACAAAGAUAAAUUUAAAAGCUAGAAAUCCACAAAGGAAAGUGAAAGCAAAUCAAUCCUUAAGUUCGAUGAUAUUUAAUUGAUUAAGAAAGAAUCUUAAGUUAGCUAAAGUGCUGCUGUAGGAAUAUCUGCCUCUAUCCAGGAUAAAUAAAUAGGCAAAAGAAAAAGAAGUGAUUUAAGCAAUGACUCUGGCAAGAUUUAACAAGACUUGUCACUCAGUAUAAAUAAAAGAAAGAAGGUAGGAGAAAAUUAAAAAUCUGAUAAACCUACCUAUGUUUUCUAAGAGUUACCAUUUAAAUUCGAUCAUUUUAAGGAAAGAAUAUUUUAAAAGCCUAGAUCAAUCUAAACACAAGAUCAAGCUGGUGCUAAAAUUGCUUCACUUCUUACUGUAUUAACUUAGCUUAAUGAAUUGAGGGACUCACUAACUAUUGAGUAAGGCCCUCUCAAUGCAAUUAUCAGAGAUGUACUAAACAGGCUAAUUGAUUCUUCUUAAAUUGAUAGUUACUUUACUCUUCCCUUCAACAAAAUCGAAAGACAUCUUGAUGUCAACUAAGACAUUUGCUUCAUUAUUAAGUAAAUGGUCGUCAAGUUAGCAGCAUAAAAUCAAUCUCUGCUCUAAAUGUUUCAAAUAAAGCAAAAGUUUAGUGAGAUAUGUAUCAAUUGUGGGACUAAGAGGUAAAAUGAAAAAGAAGACUACCUUUUGCAACUGUAAAAUGAAGCAGAUGAUUAAAUUUCCAAGCAUAGUGUCAGAUUAAAGAUUAUCUAUCUCUAUGACUAUGACUAAUUUAAGAAAUAUGAGAUCUAGUUAAAACCAGGGGAAUAUACAUUUUAAGAUGUAAUGGGAAAAAUCAAGGAAAAGGUUUAAGUAGAUAGACCUUUGGUAAAAUCAUGCAAAAAAUGUUUCAUAUUAGUUGAUCUGCUAUAUGAAAACUCUAUGUAUGGCUAAAUGUUUAGUAAUGAGGGAAUGAAAUUCAACUUCAGACAAGAUCAAAGUCUGACAACCUUUGCAUAUGAGGUUAGUAAGACUCAAAAGGAUAAGAUAAAGAGAUAAAAUUUUGUUCAUAUAGCUAAAGCUGAUUAAGAUGGCAGAAUAACUUAUCACUGUUUCCCAAGGUUGAUAAUGUAUCAAGAGAGUGAUCAACUUAAGACAAUCUCAGGUAAAAUUUUCAAAGGCUUGAGAACGACUUUGGCAACUACUUCUUUUCAGAUGGAUCCAUUGUUUAUGCAGCAAUCUGAAACAGAGUCAUAUAAUCAACUAUUCAGUUGUGAUUAGGCAGUACUUUAAUAGGAACCAUACGAGAUGGUGCUUGUUUUAAAGGAUGGCUCGAGAUGGAAAUUAGAUCCAAAUUAGAAAUAAAAAUUAUCUCAAAUAGUAGAUGUUGAAAUGAUUGUGAGAUUUGAAGUCAUCUUUCCUGUGACUACUUCAUUUGAUGAAAUAAAAACCCAAUUCAAAGCCGAAUUUGAUAGGUAAAUAUAUCCUGAAAAAGAAUUAGGGUUAAGAGAUUUGAAUUUGAUAUUUAGAAAGCAUAUAAGACAAUGUAUUGUUGGGGGAGAAAAUAUGAGCGCUCCUUGUUCUAACUGCAAAGAGUAAAAAGGAGCUUAGCAGGUCAAUGAACUCAUGAAGUUAAGUAAUCACUUGGUCAUUAAAGUGCAGAAAAUCGAUUAGAAUUAGAUUACGGAAUAUCCUCUUAAGCUAUCUCUAGAUAAAUUCAUGUCUAAAUCUAGUUAGUAACUUGGAAAUGAGUACUAAUUGGUAGGCUGUAUAGGUUAAAUCCUAAAAGAGACUAUAAAUCAGAAUUCUGAGGAAAAUCAAAAUGAUCCAACCAAAAUUGAAACAGUAGUUCCUACGUUACUUUACUAUUCAUUGAUUUAUAAUUCUCAAGAGAAUCUUUGGUAUAGAUAUGACUACGGGAUGGAACCAACGAGUGCUAUUGCUGAAGUUAUUAUAGUAGAUGAUAAAGAUGGACAAUACAAGAUUUUACUUGAUAAGCAAAUUGACUUUCUAAUAUACAAAAAAGUAAGAAACUAAGACAAUAAAUAAUUUGGCAAAAAGUGA